Molecule: messenger RNA, 3155 nt
Organism: Leptidea sinapis
Lineage: Eukaryota; Metazoa; Arthropoda; Insecta; Lepidoptera; Pieridae
Gene: Traf-like
Product: TNF receptor-associated factor 3
Exons: 10
Coding region: 280-1836 (518 amino acids)
Molecular function (GO): protein binding
Source: RefSeq, a predicted model, not a curated record
ACUGUUCAGUACGCGCUUAGCUCAACGAUUAUAAAACGUAAUUAAAAAACUGUGAGUGCACAUUGUAUAGUUUAGAUCGAAGCGUCGUUAAAAUAUUGUUAUCUACCUCUCUAUUAAUUAUACCAGUUUAAUACGGAUCUAUUUAGUUUUGUGUAGUCCAUAUUUGUGUAAAGAUUCAGUUUUAUUAAAAAUAUUUUUCGUACAUAGUUUCUGAGUGUGUUCACUCAAUAAAUACAAUAUUGAUACACCGUGUGUGUUUGUGGUGAUUCAGAUGUAAAAAUGAGUUUGAACAAAGCGGAAAAAGACGUGAAUGGUGUUAGAGACAGCCCUUGUUACUUCUGCAAUGACUUAUUCGAAAUGGGAAAAUUACAAAGCCAUUUGAAGCAAUGUGGCAGCAUUCUGGAGCAGUGCCCGCUACGCUGCGGGGCCUGGAUCCAGAGGAAACACAAGGAUACUCACGUUAAGGAGUGCCCGAAGAUGGACAAGAGACACAACGCCUCAUCACCAACUCAUGUACGGGUGAUGGACCCAUCACCACCUGUCUGCAACCACACUUGGACUCCGAAAUCCGUUCCCCUAGAGGAAUGUGUAACAUAUAUUGAGAAGGAACUUGCAGCUGUUAAAUUAGCCUUAACGGAAGAAUCUAGCUACCGUGAUGUGCAGUCAACAGAAUUGGAGACGCUUCGAUCCAAGCUCGUGCUGGUGGAUGAGAGGUCCCAGCACUUUCUCUCAACCCUGGUGUCACUGCGGGCUGCAGUGGAUGACGAGGCGGAACGAUCAGCUAACUGGGCGGCACAGUUCAAGCAUGAUAUGGCGAAUGUUCAGCUAGCUUUGCAGGAGCUGCAAAGUCAGCAGCUGACCACAGUGAUGCGGUUGGAGAAUGCCAUCAGCAGUCUGGUCCACGAGCAGAACGAGAGAGAGCUGUUGGAGCAGGCCCUGACCCAGCACGAUAAUAGAAUUAGAUCUAUGAAUAAACUUGAGGAGGUAAUUGAUUAUAUAAGGCAAUCUGUAGAUGAAGAGAGACAACGCAAUGAAGAAAACAGAGCGGCUUUAGAAGCCGAAUUAAUAGAGGCAAAAAGAUCAUCCGAGCAGGUUUCACAACUCGCUUUAUUAAGAAUGCAGCUCCAAAAUGCAACAGACUCCGAAAACCCAGCACUAGAUCGUCUCGCAGUUUUAGAGGUUGCUACUGCAGACGCACGAGCUGAAGCCUCAGAACAAUUAUCCAGAAUGGACUUGGUAGCCAGAGAUCUACGAGCACUCACCAAGAGCUACAGCAAAUUAAGAACAGAACUAGCUGACUUUCAGUCGAGAGUCACUUUGGAUCAUCCUGAAAGUGGAAGUCAUGAUGGUCACUUAAUUUGGAGAAUCGACAAGUUUUCAUCGCGAAUGAAGGAGUCAAAAGAAAAAGACAUGGUACUUAGCAGCCCUCUCUUUCGCACCAGCAAAUAUGGAUAUACGUUAAAGGCUGAAGUUCAUCUGAACGGGAUAGGCAAGUGGAAAGGUCGUCAUAUUACGAGCACAGUGCGGCUGGUGGCUGGUCCCUACGAUCCGCUAUUAGAGUGGCCCUGCGAUCUCAAUGUUAAUAUUGUGUUGAAAGAUCAGCCAGCUAAUAGAAACCAGGCAAUGGACAUUGUGAAAUCAUUGGAACUGCGCCGCAAGUCCUCAUCGAGGCGUCACGACCACGACGCAGAAGAAAUGAGCAAGUCCACAGAGAGCUUGGACCAGACCGUCAUCCAGAUGAAGAGGCAAUACAUCUUCGUACCACACACUAGCUUGGACAAGUUCGAAUAUAUCAAGAAUGACGUCAUGUUCUUAGAGUUUAUCGUAAGCCAGUAAAUGCUUAUUAAUAAUUAUAAACGUUAUCGUUUUUUCUUUAAGUAUAAUGCAUUCCAAUAAGAGUGAGUAAUCACAUUAUAAUGCCGCCUCUUCACAAUCGGCGAUUAAAGGCGAUUACACGCGAGCACCUUCGUGUGGAGGGCUUAUUCGCUUCUAGUCGCCGAUCACCGUCUCUAAUCGUCAUAGUGAUCGCGGCGAUCGGUGACCUUUCGGUUUGUCGGGCACGCAUCAAAGGGAAUUCGCGUGUAGUUUCGUGCGCGUGCUCACACGAUCGCCGAUUAUUCAUUCACUCGAGGACACUGGACAAGCCGUACCGUGUACUUCGCGGCGUUGUUUUGUUUUCCUUUUAUUGACAUAGCGCAAGUACGAUACAAUGACUACUGAGUGGUCAAAUGAUUGUAUACUGAAAUUGAAUGAUAGCAGCAGCUAUACACUUCACGUCCAUCUUGAAGGAUUGUCGCUCAAUAAAUGAUGACGGACGAUCGUGUGGAUGCUUACACGACGAUUAACUUGCCGAUAACAGAUGAUCAUACAAGUAACGAUCAUCGCCGAUAGUGGAGAGGAGGCUUAAUAUUUUCCAAUAACUCGAUUAUUAAGAUAAUGUGACUUUUUAGGCAAACCUCCUUUAUUGUUUUCUCUAGUGAUGUUAGAGAUUAUGGGAGGCGGUGAUCGCCUAUCAUCAUAACCCAAACAUGACAUUAUAUUAUUUAUAUUAAGUACAUUUUGAGCUAACUAAGACACUAACUUCGUAAUUUAACUAAUAAAAUUUUAUAAGAAAAAUCUUUGUCCGCGAGCGAUUUUUUGGUAAGAAAAAAAUCUUACGGGUUCGCAUCACGGUAGGCCUCCUGACCGUAGAUAGUAAUAUGUAUAGAUAAUAAUAAUACUUAAUUACUUAUUUUUAUGUAUUACAUAAAUAAUGUUCAUAAAACUUGAAUAUUACAUUUUAAUUAUAUGUUAAUAAAAUAUUUUCUUAUAAAAAUUGCUUCUAAAAUAUUUCUUAUCAAACCAAAAAUAAUGCCAACUUUGUGAAGCUAAAACGUUUUCACUUCUGACGUGCGGUCCCAUAUAUGAAUGUUGUUUUAUAUUAUUUUAAGUAAGUUUAUUAUAUUUAUCAAUAUUGUUAUAAGUAUUUUAUAAUAACAGAACUAAUGUACAUAUUCUACGAAAAUGCCAAGUUUAUCUGCAGUUCUGAAUCCAAAGCACAAACCGCACGUUUUGGGCUCAAUAAUUGUAAUACCUUCAAUAAAUAUUUUGAGUAAAUAUUGUUAUUAUUAUAGUACGUAGUUAAUUGUAUUAAAAAAUCCGAGCUUUUCUUAUGG